Lindgomyces ingoldianus is the source of this 3088-nucleotide messenger RNA. RefSeq lists its product as uncharacterized. NCBI's taxonomy places the organism in Eukaryota, Fungi, Ascomycota, Dothideomycetes, Pleosporales, Lindgomycetaceae. The transcript has 2 exons. The coding region runs from base 1 to 3006 and encodes 1001 amino acids. The record is from RefSeq and is a predicted model, not a curated record.
AUGGAGCCCUUCUCCGCGCUUGCAGUUGCUGCUGCGUGUAUACAGUUCAUAGACUUUACGGCAAAGGUUGUCACGCGCGGUGUUGCUACUUUUAACAAAUCGAACUCAACCUCUAAGAAGGACGAGCUCGCUCUUGUUGCUGAUCACCUACGGAAGCUGAACGAGAGCCUAGGGAGGCCAGGUAAAGACAACGAUAUCCAGGAUGGCAUCUUCAAUGUUCGGGAGGCGUGUAACAAAAUCGAAUCAGAUCUCACCAGUCUGCUUGACCAACUCAAGAGCAAUUAUAAAGUGAACCUUAACCCAACAGCCCAUGGUACGUCUCGGAGAUGGGCUAGUGUCCGGCAUGCGCUGUUGAGCCACUGGGGAGAUGAUGAGACUAAAAAUCUUGAACGGAAACUGGACACGCUGCGACAGGAGUUGAUUCUUAAUAUCUUAGUUGAGCUCAGGCAGCAGUCCACAAAACGCAAGAUUGCGAGGCCAAUUGGACAGGAGUUCCUACAGCAAGUAGACGAAAAGGAUCGUUGGCAAAAGGACCUUGUGGAGGCUAUUAUGAAUGGUGACGCCUUCCCCCCCAUUCCCACGGAGUCCUCCCUCGAUUCACAGGCGGUUGGAUACUUUCUUGACAGUCUGAUGUACGAUGAAAUGUUUGUUCGACAUGGCCAAAUUUCGGAUGCCUUUUAUGAAACCUUCAAAUGGCUGUUCGAGGAAGGACCGCAACCACGAUCUUGGGCCGACUUUAGAGAAUGGUUGUGCAGUGGCGACGUGCCCGGAAUAUAUUGGAUAUCUGCAAAACCUGGUUCUGGAAAAUCCACACUCGUGAAGUACAUCGCCUCGCACGAGCAGACAGAGCAUGAACUUCGGAGAUGGGCUGGAGAAACACCCUUGGUCCAAGCAUCAUUUUAUUUCUGGUCUGGAGGCUCUGACGUCUAUAAGUCCAGAGAGAGUCUCUUGAAAGCUCUUCUAGUCCAAAUCUUCAAAACCCGGACCGAACUAAUCCCAAGGUAUUGCCCGAGACGCGCAGAGAUCCACCGACUCUUUGGAUCCUUUCCUAUAUCUUGGGGAUUGGGAGAGCUUGACGAUGUAAUCCAAAAGCUAGUUCAAGAUAAGAGUACCCAGUUCUUCUUUCUCAUUGAUGGCCUAGAUGAGUGUAUUGACAACCACGAGGAACUCGUUUCAUCUCUACAGGAGCUGGCAAACAAUAAAAAUGUCAAGAUCUGUCUCUCAAGUCGUCCUUGGCCUGACUUCGAGGACGCCUUCAAAGAUGGACCUCAUUUAAUGCUCCACGAACUCACCGAACCGGACAUUAAGCAUUACGUACAGUCAAAGCUCGAUGGUAGCAGCGGCUUUGCAGAAUUAAAGAUGCGAGAUAGCAGCUUCGCUGGCAGGCUAGUGGACGAGAUCACGAAAAAGUCUCAGGGUGUCUUUCUCUGGGUGCAAUUUGUCGUACGAGCUAUCUUGAGUGAUCUCAGGAACAGGAAGCGCAUUGAAAUACUGGAAAGUCGGCUUCAAGAGCUGCCGGAGGAACUUGAGGAUCUAUUCCAAACAUUGAUCGACAUGGUGGAAGAUGACCUGAAGGAGGACGCGUACGAGCUCUUCGAACUGAAUCGUGCAGCGCAUGCUCCAAUAACACUGCUCACUCUGUCUUUCGCGCAUGAAGAAGGAAAAUCACUAGGAGGAGGAAAGUCUUCAUCCGUCACCAAAUUCCGAAGGGAGAAGCUUGGCCUCCAGGAGAAAGAAGGCCGUUGCAGAAUCAUGAAAGGGAGACUGAUGAGCCAUUGUAAAGGGUUGCUGGAGGUAGUGGCUAGCUCAGGGACAGUCGCUGAAGAUGACAGUAAUGACUCAGCCCUUGAAGCCGAUAACCUGGUGAAUCCAGCGCCCAAUAUCAGCGAGGAGGAUGAGCUGGCAGUGCGCGUAGAAACACUGGCCACAUGUACAGUUCACUACAUGCACCGAACCGUCAAAGACUUCCUCAAGAAACCUAACAUCUGGAAAGCCUUCAACAGCGUCAUCGCUUCAAGCAGUUUCGAUCCAUACGCUGCACUUUGCCGGGCUUCGAUAAUCCACCUGAAGACCUUCGACAUUAAUGUCAUGAGGACAAGAAUUUUCUGGGCCGCUGUUACAGAUUCGCUUCACUACGCUGCAUUGAGUGAGAUUGAAUCCCAGAAUGCCCUUGUCACAGAGCUCGAUGAGCUUGAUAAGGUGGCUGAUGAAAUAGCACGCAUGCCUUGGCCGAAAGAACCAUCAGGAAACAUUAUCAAGCAGCACAUUGGGAUACCGCAUCCAACCCAAAAGGUGCCUCAAAAAGUGCAAAACCGGCUCGAGGCAAGUUCACAUUGGUCCGCUGCGCAAGCUAGAGGAGGAAGUAAACACUCUUUCCUCUGCCUAACGGCCCAAUAUUCUCUUUGCUCCUACGUCAAAAAGAAAAUCGAACAAGGAACUCCGAUCGAACAAGUACCUGAGUCGCGCUCCCUUCUCGAUUGUGUGAUACGAGACUACAACAGAGUCAGCGACCAGAAACCGCCACCGAUUGACUAUCCUCACAGAAUCCGGAUGAUAGAACUCCUUUUAGAGUAUGGCGACGACCCCCAUCGAAUAGACUCAUAUCGAGGAACGCCAUGGAUGCACCUCCAAGGCCAGAUCAAGAGCGCUUCGAACCAGCAAUCUCCAAAACUCCAUGAACGCAGAAACUCCAAGGCUUUGCUAUCUCGUCGUUCGCAACCAACUAGACCACCAACCUCUAGAAUAGACCCCCAAAAGCUUGAUUUCUGGUUUAGUACUGCUGAGUUGUUUGUUAAAUAUAGGCCGAAUUGCUGGGGUGUUGAUAUUAAGGGUGUAACGGGAGGCGCUUUGAAAGAGUUUGACGAAGAACGAGCGGCAGCCCUAGAAAAGGCUAUGAAGAAGACGAGGAGAAGUUUGUCGCAGAUUUGGAGUGGGCUUGAGUGGAGAAGAAGUGGCACCUUGAAGGGAAGUAUAAAUGGGUCGCCGACGCCGAGUAUCAAGACCUAAGAGCAGAUGGUGCAAAAGACCAAAUCAACCAUAGGUUCGUACUAGCGAGUAAGACUGUCAGAAUGGGUGUGAGGUUACCCAA